AUGGCGUCACACAAAACCAGCGCACCGGCUACUCCGGCCGUCAAGUCCGCUCCCUCCGUCGUAUCGGCGACGGCCACCUCAAAAAAGCCGGCAUCCAAGUCGAUACACUACCCCUUCUGGUUCGGCGGCAGCGCCAGCAGUCUGGCCGCCUGCGUCACGCAUCCCAUGGACCUCGUCAAGGUCCGCCUGCAGAUGCGCCACGGCGACAUGCCGCGCACAAUGAGCGGCACCUUUGCCCACAUUGUCCGCACGGAGGGCAUCCGCGGCCUGUACAGUGGCCUGUCCGCUUCGCUGCUGCGGCAGCUGACCUACUCGACCACCCGUUUCGGUCUGUACGAGGCCAUCAAGGGCCGCCUGGAAGAGUACGCCGCCGGCAAGCCAGACGCCGGCCGCAAGAAAAAGAAGGCCCAGGUCUCGUUUGGCGCGCUCGUCGUCGCUGCGUCUGUGGCCGGCAUGGCCGGUGGCUUUGCCGGCAACGCCGCCGACGUGCUCAACGUACGCAUGCAGCACGACGCGGCCCUGCCUGUCGAGAAGCGCCGCGGCUACCGCAACGCGGUGCAUGGCCUGGUGCGCCUGGCGCGUGAGGAGGGCCUGGCCAAGGGCUGGUUUCGUGGCGUGUGGCCGAACAGCAUCCGCGCAGCGGCCAUGACGGCGUCGCAGCUGGCCUCGUAUGACAGUGCCAAGCGCGUGCUGCUGGCGACGACGCCGCUCACCGACUCACUGGCAGCGCACCUGAUUGCGUCCUUCUUGGCCGGUGUGGCCGCGGCGACAGUGACGAGCCCGAUCGACGUGAUCAAGACGAGAGUCAUGUCGUCGCACGGCGCCAAGCUGACGACGGUGCUGGGCGAGUUGUACGCGACCGAGGGCCUGCGGUGGAUGUUCAAGGGCUGGGUGCCGAGCUUCAUCCGUCUAGGACCACACACCAUCUUUACAUUUGUCUUCUUGGAAGCCCACCGCAAGCUGUACCGAAAGAUGAAGAGCUUGCCGGACCCGCAAUAG
Sporothrix brasiliensis 5110 is the source of this 999-nucleotide messenger RNA. Its product is annotated as solute carrier family 25 (mitochondrial dicarboxylate transporter), member 10. The transcript has 2 exons. Lineage: Eukaryota; Fungi; Ascomycota; Sordariomycetes; Ophiostomatales; Ophiostomataceae. The record is from RefSeq and is a predicted model, not a curated record. Gene Ontology annotation, molecular function: oxaloacetate transmembrane transporter activity; antiporter activity; succinate transmembrane transporter activity. Gene Ontology annotation, biological process: thiosulfate transport; succinate transmembrane transport; phosphate ion transmembrane transport. The coding region runs from base 1 to 999 and encodes 332 amino acids.